This is a messenger RNA of Rana temporaria (common frog), 1888 nucleotides long. RefSeq names its product granulin precursor (gene GRN). The coding region runs from base 113 to 1774 and encodes 553 amino acids. NCBI's taxonomy places the organism in Eukaryota, Metazoa, Chordata, Amphibia, Anura, Ranidae. The record is from RefSeq and is a predicted model, not a curated record. The transcript is spliced from 14 exons. Gene Ontology annotation, cellular component: extracellular region.
CUUAAGCGACAGGCGCGGCAGCCAAUCAGAGUCGCGGGUGGGCGGGGAUUGGGUUAAUAAACCCGAGUGCUGUGCUGGGACAGAGACAGGUUGUGGCUGCGAGGCGGACAGAAUGGCACCUCCUUGGUAUCUCCUGCCCUUGGUGGCCUUGGUUGUCCUGUGUCCCGAUGGGUCCAUGUGCAGCGAUUCACAGAAUGAGGGUGCCACUCGUUCUCUUCCCAUGAUCAGUGAUGUCUUCUGCACAGAGCAGAUGGGCUGUCCUGAAGAAUAUUCCUGCGUGAAGACUCCUAUGGAUGGAUUCGCUUGCUGCCCACUUGCUCAGGGAGCUUCCUGUCGGGAUGGACAUCACUGCUGCCCUUCAGGCACACUUUGUUCUGAAGAUGGACAUUCCUGCUUGCCAGCUAGCAAUCAGUCUGCAGUAGUCUGUCCUGAUGGGGCCUCAGAAUGCCCAAGUGGAUCCACAUGCUGCCAGAUGGCUGAUCAGAGCUGGGGAUGCUGCCCACUGGAACAGGCUACAUGCUGCAAUGAUCAUGUUCACUGCUGCCCACAAAACACCCAGUGUGACCUGGUCCAUGGCACCUGUGUCUCUAAGGAUAAGGUGGUUCCCAUGUCCAAGAAGGUUCCUGCCAGGAUGAAGCUGCAGACUUCUGUGCAGGUCCUUCGAACACCAUGCAAAGAUGGUUCCUCUUGUCCUGAUGGCAGUACAUGCUGUGAGCUGGGCGGACAUUCAUUUGGAUGCUGCCCAUUGAUAUCUGCUGUCUGCUGUGGAGACCACCGUCACUGCUGUCCAUCAGGGACCACCUGUGACCUCGCUCAUAAAAAGUGCGUUACCCCACAUUCUGAAACCCCAAUGGUCAGAAAGAUCCCAGCUCUGCGCGAGGAAGCCACAGUGGAAUGUGACGCUACAACCACCUGUCCUGGCUCAACUACCUGCUGCCGUUUGGCCUCCGGCGCCUGGGGAUGCUGUCCAUUUGUAAAGGCUGUGUGCUGCUCUGAUGGGGUCCAUUGCUGUCCCACCGGAUAUACAUGCUCAGGAGGAAGCUGUCGUCAAGGCCAGGACUCCAUCCCUUGGCUCGAGAAGAUACCAGCUCUGAAGGAUCAGAGUGCUGAUGUUCCUUGUGAUCCAACCACGUCCUGUCCUGACCAGACCACCUGCUGCCGCCUUCCCACCGGAGAUUGGGGUUGCUGCCCUAUUGAAAAGGCCAUCUGCUGCUCUGAUCAGUCCCACUGCUGCCCCAGUGGGUGGAGGUGUGGUGAGCUGGCUACCUGUUCUAUGGGCCUGCUUUCUUUUCCAUGGCUCAGCAAGACUCUUACCAGUUCACAGAUCAAGUGUGACACGUCUCACAGCUGUCCUCAGGGUACCACAUGCUGCCAUACAGAGGGUGGAGGCUGGGCCUGCUGCCCCCUGGAAGAGGCUGUGUGCUGCUCAGACCAUCUGCACUGCUGUCCCAGCGGAUACACUUGUGAUGUGACGGCCGAAACCUGCAACAAACCAGUUGAUGAGUCGGCUACUCCAGCUACACCAGUUACCCCAGUGACACCUCUGGAUUAUGUCUGGUGCGAUUCCACACAUGCAUGUUAUGAUGGACAGACCUGCUGUACAGGGCCUGGUGGUAUGUGGACAUGCUGCCCCUAUCCACAGGGUGUUUGCUGCCCAGACAGAGUCCACUGCUGUCCUUAUGGCCACGUUUGUCUGAACUACGGGGCUCAGUGCAGCCGAUCUGGAAGUCCACUAUGGGACUUGGGAUGGUUGAAGAAGCGACCCGCUCUGUAAAAGCACUGCCACUAAUUGCACUGAUUUCUCCUCUCCCUUUACGGAUGUUGCCAACCUUUACAAAUCAUAAGAUGGAAUUUAAAAUCACUGGAAUAAAUUUUUUAUAUUUAAACC